Haliotis rubra (blacklip abalone) is the source of this 3605-nucleotide messenger RNA. Its product is annotated as GATOR complex protein WDR59-like. The record is from RefSeq and is a predicted model, not a curated record. Gene Ontology annotation, molecular function: protein binding. Bases 104 to 3139 code for a protein of 1011 amino acids. The transcript has 27 exons. Lineage: Eukaryota; Metazoa; Mollusca; Gastropoda; Lepetellida; Haliotidae.
CUUUCUCACGACUUACCAGAAACAGACAUCUGAACUUGCACAAUUAAACUCCAGCUGAGGGAGGGUGGCAUAAGAUACUAAAACCCUCGCCUCGGUACUCAGGAUGGCGACGCAGUGGAGCAGUGAGCAUUUCGUUGCCGAAUAUCGAGACAUUCAGGCCAACGCCAUGGCUGUGGACACUGUCGGUGAAUGGGCUCUGUUAGGGGGGAGACGAGCCUUGGCCCUGGUGAACCUGUACACCCCUAAACAGGAAGUGGUGCGGAUAGCAAGGCAAGCGGCACAGGCCAAGUGGGACAUCAACUGCAUCCAGUUCAACCCCCACGCCUGCAAGGCCAACAUGUUUGUAACUGCUAGCAACCAGCGGCUGGAGGUACUGCAGCUAUCGGGUGGCAACACAGACCACAGAUGCUCCCUAAAGGCCCACACCAGGACAGUCAGUGAUGUGGACUGGUCGCCAUUUGACGUCAAUCAGCUGACAUCGUGCUCAGUGGACACAUAUACCUAUCUGUGGGACAUCAGGGAUCCAAAGAAGCCAGCUGCCACUUUUCAAAGUGUUGCUGGUGCAUCUCAAGUGAAGUGGAACAAGGUGGUGAACAACAUGUUUGCUACAACACACGAAGGGGACAUCAGGAUAUGGGACCCCAGGAAAGGCAACACACCAAUCCAGUAUAUUGCUGCUCAUCUGUCGAAAAUUCACGGCUUGGACUGGAAUCCAAACAACCAGUACAAACUGGUCACUGCCAGUCAGGACUGUUUUGUCAGAUUCUGGGACUGCACCAACCAUCGCCGGAGUGAAUUUACUCUCAACACAGGGUCGCCAGUAUGGAGGGCACGCCUCACGCCGUUCGGUAAUGGCCUGAUGACAGUGGUAGUGCCCCAGUUGCGGAGAGGGGAGAACAAGCUGUACCUGUGGAACACAAGCAACCUCACGCAGCCCAUACACACCUUUGUUGGACACAAGGACGUGGUGCUCGAGUUCCACUGGAGGAAACAGACCGAAGGUGUGCGUGAUCAGCAACUUGUCACUUGGUCACGUGACCAGAGUCUUCGGAUCUGGCGGAUCGACUCGGCUCUACAAGAGCUGUGCGGCCAUGACACCAACAACCUCCCUGACCUGGUUGGAGAUCUGUGCAAGUCAUCUCCAGCACCUCUUGAGCCUGCCAAUGAUUCUCUAUCCACGAUAGACGAGAACCCAACAGUGUCUGAGCCAAUCAUUAUCCAAUCCGUUCAAGGCAUCAUGUCCAACCAGCCACAGACUUUGCAACAAGAGUUUUCUUUGGUCAACAAGAAUAUUCCUCAUGUUACCAUUGAAGAGAUGGACGCAAUUAAUCGUGUAUGUAAAGUGACAGCACAGAUCGGCAAGAGGAGAGUAAGCCUCAACCUGAAUUUCCCCCCUGACUACCCAAACAAUGCUUCACCAUCAUUCCAGUUCCUCCACAGCACCCUUGAUGCCACCAUGCAGAAACAGCUCAUCAAGGUGCUGACAGAUACAUCCCAGAAGCAUGUAAAGCGGAACAUGAACUGCCUCGAGCCAUGCCUCCGCCAGCUGAUAACAGAGCUGGACACUCUCACUAAAACUGAGAGGAAGACACCUGACCUUGACAUUCCCUUCCCCCUGACACAGCAGCAGAACAUGAUGCAGACUACGCCCAUUUAUCCAAUGUACAGCUUCGGCAGUUUCCAAGACUCCAGCGUUCCAUUCCCAAGGACAAGUGGAGCUCGAUUCUGCUCUGUGGGUGUGUUGGUGAUAUUUGGCCGUUCCGCUGUGAUGAAGAAACAUGAUGGAACAGAGCCCACACCCAAAGCUCUGUCCGAACUAGCUGCCUUUGCGAGACCAUCACAGAAUGCAACACCGUUUGCCCCCUUCUUUCCGCGCAGUCCUCCAACACCAAGCAACGAGGGCCUGUCAAUCAGUGACUUCUAUACGUACAAGGAAAGGCGGCACCGGACACGCAGCAGGUCCCGUGUGCGUGAAGUGUCCGAGUCACGGUACAGGGACACAGAGAAGGCAGCCAAGAAACUAAAUAAGGUGGCCCCUGUCAAAGUGUACGAUGUGUCAGCACUGCUGACGGUAAACAAGCAACUAGCAGAGAAUUAUAAACUAGACCUGUCCGACAUCCCCGGGAUGUGCAGUCACAAUGCUGCUGCUGCUGCCACUGUUGGACGGAAGGAUCUUGUACAGAUCUGGAACUAUGUGUCAGUGAUGUUGCCAGCCAGUCUCAACCCAAGUCCUACUCCCACCAGCAGCAGACCCUUUGCAAUGUGUGCCUUUGGACGGCCGCUGCUCAAAACUAUGCUGGACCACUACAGCAGUAACUAUGAUGUGCAGACACUGGCCAUGUUGUGCUGCGUGUUCUGGAACAAGGAAGACGUCCACCGCGCCGCCGCUGCUGCUGCUGCCAGAUCUGCCUCCAAGACCUCCCUGGAGUACACACCUGCAAAUUACAACCCCUAUCAUACCGUCUCCUCAGUCACAAACCUUCUCAAGGGAUUCAAAGCUAAGAGCCACGCCCAGUCCCAGGCCCCCAUGGGCCACCCAGGCCCCCAGCACCCCACUGCACAUGGGGGCGGUCCUCUCUCGGAGGUAGCCUCACAUCCAAACCUCUCCGCACUUUUCAAACAAGCUGUACUGAAGAACAAGCGGUCCAACAGCUGGUCUGACAGCUGCGACGACUACCGCAUCCUGGAUGAGCCAGACCCUGCUGAGAAGGCAGCACAGUGGGAGCAGGAACAACAUGAGAACAACUGCAAAAUGCUGGACCCCACCAUGUGGUCCCAGUACGACCUGUACAAGAAGGCGUACUCCAACCUGCUAUACAGCUGGGGCCUACACAACCAGGCUGCCCACAUACUCAAGUUCAUCUCCACAUCACCACCACCUCACAAGGGAGUCGAGUUUUCUGUCCGAUGCACGGUCUGCCACCGAGAAGCCCGAGGCCCACAGUGUACAUCCUGCAAACAUCUAGUGUUAGAGUGUGCUAUUUGUCACACAGGUGUGCGAGGAGCUGCCAACUUCUGCAUUUCCUGCAGUCAUGGAGGUCACACGGAGCAUAUGGCAGAGUGGUUCCGCACAGAGUUGGUGUGUCCCACAGGCUGUGGCUGUGAAUGUCUCAAGGCUCCACCCAUGCUGACAGCAUGACGGAUGUUACAUCAGCAUAUAGCUGAGUGGGUUCAGACUGGGAGACUGUCUCCAUGUGCCAACCAUACUGAGUGACUGUUUUGGGCUGUGCAACAGAUUCAAGAGAGGCAAUGUGUCUGCCCUGGUGAAAGUAUGAGUGUAUGUCAGUGUGCCAGCCAUACUGCUGCAGAUUAAAGAGAGGAGCAGUGUGUGUGACCUGUGAAAAUGUGACUGUUUCAGUUUGUCCUGUUGAUGGUGAAAUGGGAGAGAGUGUUAAGGUGUGACUGUUUCAGUGUUACCCGGUGUCCGUGUAUUGACUGGUUUCAGAGCUCUGUAUGUCCUGAAGUCACUAUCCCAAUGGGAUUUGUGGUUGCCAGAUCCUAAUUUAUUCUGUGAUUGUGAGUUAACAACUACUGUAUCAGUAUUCAAGCCAUGAUUUGAAUUUAAAUCAUUUUGUACAAAUGUAAAUAAAAUUAUUUCACAUUUA